Molecule: messenger RNA, 1245 nt
Organism: Gavia stellata (red-throated loon)
Lineage: Eukaryota; Metazoa; Chordata; Aves; Gaviiformes; Gaviidae
Gene: TACR2
Product: tachykinin receptor 2
Exons: 5
Coding region: 55-1245 (396 amino acids)
Biological process (GO): G protein-coupled receptor signaling pathway; positive regulation of flagellated sperm motility
Cellular component (GO): plasma membrane; sperm midpiece
Molecular function (GO): substance K receptor activity
Source: RefSeq, a predicted model, not a curated record
AGUCAUAUGCACGGGAGUUCGUAACACCAGCAUCUACUGCAAGAAAAUGAGCAGAUGCCAGAAGAUUUUAUUUUACGAUUAGACGAAGAAAAAACCAUGAGCACAUUUUCCAUUUUAAAUGCGAGCAACAUUUCGCAGGCUGACUCCCUCGAGGACAGCAGCAAUUGGACGGCGGCAACCCAGUUUACCCAGCCGGGAUGGCAAAUUGCUUUGUGGGCUAUCACCUAUUCCUUCAUCGUUAUCACAUCCAUCGUUGGCAACGUCACCAUCAUCUGGAUUAUUCUUGCGCACAGGAGAAUGAGGACUGCUACCAAUUACUUUAUCGUUAAUUUGGCUCUUUCGGAUUUGCUGAUGUCCGCUUUCAACACCAUCUUCAAUUUUAUUUACGCCAGUCACAACGUCUGGUAUUUUGGCGAGGAAUUCUGCAGGUUUCAGAACUGGUUCCCCAUCACCGCAAUGUUUGUGAGCAUUUACUCCAUGACAGCCGUGGCUGCAGAGAGAUACGUGGCAAUAAUUCAUCCCUUCAAGCCCAGGCUCUCUGCUGGAAGCACCAGAAUCAUCAUAGGGGUAAUAUGGCUGGUGGCGUUUGGGCUCGCCUUCCCGCAGUGCUUCUACGCCGAGAUCAUGACGGACAACGGAACAACGAAAUGCGUUGUCGUCUGGCCCGAUGACGUCGGAUCCAAGCACCAGCUCACGUAUCACAUUGCAGUGAUCGUGUUGAUUUAUUUACUGCCUUUAUUGGUGAUGUUUGUUGCAUACAGCAUUAUAGGAAUUACUCUGUGGAGCAGCGCGGUUCCAGGCAACCACCUUGACAGAGUCCGCUACGAACACCAAGUUAAUGCCAAAAAAAAGUUUGUGAAGACCAUGGUGGUAGUUGUGAUCAUUUUUGCUGUCUGCUGGCUGCCCUAUCACAUAUACUUCAUCCUGGGGAGCUUCAAGGAAGAUAUCUACCAGCAGAAGUACAUUCAGCAGGUUUAUCUCGCAAUCUUUCUCCUUGCCAUGAGUUCGACGUUGUACAACCCCAUCAUAUACUGCUGUCUUAACCAAAGGUUUCGUUCUGGCUUCAAAUUAGCCUUCCGGUGGUGUCCGUGCGUAAAAGCAACUGAGAAAGACAAACUUAAACUUACAUCCCCAUCUCUUUACCAGACAACCCACAGGAAGUCAAGAACAAGAAGUUCCAACACAGAAACCCAAUUGAAUGAGAAAGAGAAGACAUCAUUUACCCUCACCCAGCUAACACUUUGA